Molecule: messenger RNA, 5486 nt
Organism: Diceros bicornis minor
Lineage: Eukaryota; Metazoa; Chordata; Mammalia; Perissodactyla; Rhinocerotidae
Gene: EXOSC6
Product: exosome component 6
Exons: 1
Coding region: 33-854 (273 amino acids)
Biological process (GO): U4 snRNA 3'-end processing; poly(A)-dependent snoRNA 3'-end processing; nuclear mRNA surveillance
Cellular component (GO): nucleolus; nuclear exosome (RNase complex); cytoplasmic exosome (RNase complex)
Source: RefSeq, a predicted model, not a curated record
GGGCGGAAGCGGCGUGGGUGCCAGCCGUCGCCAUGCCCGGGGACCAUCGUCGCAUCCGCGGGCCCGAAGAGUCGCAGCCGCCGCAGCUCUACGCAGCCGACGAGGACGAGGCGCCCGCCGCCCGCGACCCGACGCGACUGCGGCCCGUGUACGCGCGCGCCGGGUUGCUGAGCCAGGCCAAGGGCUCGGCCUACUUGGAGGCGGGGGGCACCAAGGUGCUGUGCGCCGUGUCUGGUCCGCGCCAGGCCGAGGGCGGCGAGCGCGGCGGCGGCCCGGCCGGAGCGGGUGGUGAGGCCCCAGCCGCGCUGCGCGGCCGCCUGCUCUGCGACUUCCGCCGCGCGCCCUUCGCGGGCCGCCGGCGCCGCGCGCCGCCGGGCGGUGGCGAAGAGCGCGAGCUGGCGCUGGCCCUGCAGGAGGCACUUGAGCCGGCCGUGCGCCUGGGUCGCUACCCGCGCGCGCAGCUCGAGGUGUCGGCGCUGCUGCUGGAGGACGGCGGCUCGGCCCUGGCCGCCGCGCUCACGGCCGCCGCGCUCGCCCUGGCCGACGCGGGCGUGGAGAUGUACGAUCUGGUGGUGGGCUGCGGCCUGAGCCGCGCGCCGGGGCCCGCGCCCACCUGGCUGCUGGACCCCACGCGGCUCGAGGAGGAGCGCGCCGCCGCCGGCCUCACGGUGGCGCUCAUGCCCGUGCUCAACCAGGUGGCCGGGCUCCUGGGCAGCGGGGAGGGCGGCCCGACCGAGAGCUGGGCCGAGGCCGUGCGCCUGGGCCUCGAGGGCUGCCAGCGCCUCUACCCCGUCUUGCAGCAGUGCUUGGUGCGGGCCGCCCGCCGGAGGGACGCUUCCACGGCACCGUCGUGAACUAGAAGCCUAAGCAAUGACGGACGCCGUGGACUGAGCUGCCGCCGUCCCCGAAAGGACCUGCGCCGUCGGCUUCCACACUGCGCCGAGCUGAGAACUCGGAGCACGGGAGAGGAUCUGGGGAGGUGCGCACAGAACUGAUGCUCUGGACAGCUGUGUUGGAACGAUUUUUUACAAGCUGUUCCGUUAAAGACACUCUCUACUUGAGCUGGUUCCCAUCUACGACCCAGUUGAAGAAAUCUGCGAUGCAGCCUGACUCCCAAGUUGGAAAAGACUUCAGCUGGACUUAAUCUGGAAAACGGGACCUGGAGCUAUGGUCUUGUAAGGGGUGGACCUUAUGCAGGCCAGCCAGUGACUCCUGCCUGUAUAAUUGGGCUGCUUUUGAGAGAAUGGACAAGGGGGCUGUGAAUUCUCACUUAUAUCUGAGCUAAAACAAAACAAAAACCGUUUUAUAUCUGAAAAAAUCUUUUGUGGUUCUUCUUGGUACAGGAUUUAAAGGAGCAAGGCUUUUCUGAGCUGGAUAGUUUGUUCUUGGACCUCUGGUGUCAAGGGCUUGGGACAGCAUUGUCUUAAAUGUGUCCUGUCCCUUAGACUAACACGAGCAGAAGAGACAGGCUGAAAAGGUUGAUGCAGGGAAAUGUAUUUUGGAGGAGGAGAAGCUGCCCCUCAAGUGCCAGAGUUGGGCCACUGCUGAGGUGUGACAAGAGUGGGGAGGGUUGUAUGGCCCCAGGAGAGCUCCAGGUGCACCCCUCUAGCCUCUGGUUUGGUGCUGGGCAAGACUACAGCUCAGGGUUGGGUAGUUGGGAAGGGUUUGGCUCGGGAUGGAAGUCAGAUCCCACCCUUCCUUGGCCAUAUGCAGAGCAGCACAGCCUGGGACCUCCUCCACUGGUGGUAAGAAGUGGGAGCCCAGGCUGGCUUCAUUAUCUGGUGCCCUGUGUCCAGUCUUGGCUCCUGGGAGAGAGCAGAUGAACUGCCAGGAGUGAGAGCUUCUGGAUGUUGGAAAACCAGAUGCAGUCUGGCCAUUCUGUAGGGCAGAGCCAGCCUGGCUGACUGACCAGAAGGGUGGGGUUAUCUUUGUGUGGCUCCUCAGCCCCUCGGGUUUGUGCUCAGGUCUGGAUUGGAGGAAGGCAGGGCAGCUUUGUCCUUGCUCUGCCCCAGCUUGGUAUGAGCUGCUGAACUUUGUCUCAGAGGCCUGCUCGGCUUCUCUAGGGAGGGCUGGCCUGGGGCAGCCCCAAGGACCGGAAUGAGACUCAGAGACCACACCAAGAACCCCUGACCAGGGAAAAGAAAUGCAGAUUUUAUUUUUCCCCUUCUGAUAUAAUACGUUUCCAGAGCAGACCUGAAAUACAUAGUAUCACAGCAGCAAGGGACAAGGUAGAAACAGGACAUAAAAACGAUGCCUCUAUUCUGAAGCAUGGCUUUGUAGGGUGGAUGGGGAGUCGGGAACUAAAAGGGGUUAUGUGGGGCACAUGCCGAGGACCUUAAAACUCAGUUGCAGACUGGAAGGGGGACUGUAGGAACAAGUAUAUUUCCUCUGCACCACUGGCUGGAGAAAGCUGCCUAGGUCAGCUGCUGUAGGAUGCUCCACACCUAGACAGGACUGGCGGGGUCUCAGGAGGGGAGAAGAGCAGCCAAAGCAGUACCUGCAGUCAGAGAGACUGACUGGUGCUCCCAGGGGUCCCUGUCCAGCUGCCCCUUGCAAGACUGGAUGAGGAUGGUGAGGUGGUUCUAGGCAGUUGCAGGCCUCCUCCCUCCCAUCCCUACCAGUCCCCGGGCUAUCAUCUGGAAACACGACUUCCAAAACUAAAGCCACCCUUGUGGGGAAGCUUCCUGGCUGGUCUGGCUGAGCCGUGCCUCCACUACCAUUGCCUUCACUCCAGAAUGGGUGACUCCGGUUGCACAGGUGCCAUCAGGAGGCCUUUGAAAAACCACACAAGGCAAGGAAGGGGGCCAUCGGGGAAGGUGCCUGGAGCUAAUGAGCCCGGAGGGAUUCCAACCUACUGGCCGCCCUCCUGGUCCGAAGCAUGAUUCUUCACCUGUAGGAAAAAGAGAAGCAGAGCUUGGGUCAGGGGGGCUGAGAGGCACCGUACGACUGGGAAAGGGAGGGCCAUCUACUAACAUCUCCCAGUCUCCCCUUACCCCCACCUCCCUUUCUUGGCAGGUUUGGCAGUUCAGUGCUGUUCUAGAUUCUUCCUGAGUCCUGGGAACCCAGAACUAUCAGACAAAAGAAAGCAUUCUCUCCAUCUAGCUGUCUUUUUCCAGAUGUGACUCUGGGCUGGUCAGUAGUGAGAGCCCUCUGGAACCCAGCAGGCCAAGGGGCAGAGCUGGCGGGUGGAGGAAGGGGAGCUCGUCACUGCCAACCCCCAGCAGCCUGAGCCUUGCUGAGGUGGCCCAAACAGCAGCGGGUCUUGGUCCGCCUCAGGGACCACCAAUAGGGAAGGAGGAUAUGGUAGGACAGGGAACAUUCUGGCCCUUUAAUGAUGCACACAGGGUUAUUAUUAGAUCCAGGUGUGGAUAUUCUCCAUCCAGAAAGGUCUGUGCCACAGCUUCCCUGGGGAGCGUGGUACAAUGCAGACAGUCUAAAGACCCUAGGGGCAGCAGGUGGGGGCCCCGGGACAGGAAAAGGACAGAAAUCUGAGUUUUAACAAGCUUACCAAGUGAUUCUCAGGCAAGGGAUCUGGGGCCACGAGGCACACCUGUGACAUUCCCUCCACAAUGCUCAAAGCCCUCCCCUAACCCCCUCCAUCAGGAUGAGAUGGUAUUUCAGCCCAGAACUGGUCCAGCUGAGCUGACCAAGCCUGAGUUGAGAGGGGAUAAAAAGCAGGGCAGGGCCCAUCUUAUCCUGAGCAUUGCCUGUGGUUGAAGUCAUGCCUCCUCUCCCCCAACCCACCACUGUGGGCUCCCACACAAGUCCGAGUCCCUCCCUGGCCCACAGGGAGGCCACAAGGAGGGGGAAGAUGGGAGGAGGUGCCAGGCCACUCACUGCCUCCUCCGGGUCUGUGCUGUCCUCAGAGCUGUGUGCCUCUGGAUGGGCCCUCUGGCCCCCGGGCUCCUGCUGGGGCUCAGUGGUUCUGCUUGAGGAACCCUUACUUCCAGGGCCCCUGUUCUCUUCGCUGUUCUCUGUCCCUGUGCAGGGAGAGUAACCAGUCAAUGGCUGGGUUUCUGAAGCCCCAGCUAGCUGCUGAGUGGGUGGGGGUGAUAGGACAACCCAGAAGCCACAAGAGUCCUCAAGCCACAGGAACAGCCAGAGAGAGUGGGGUAAGUGCACUCCGGGGGGCAGGGAGGAUCCCUGCAGACAGGAAAAGCAGAGGCAGGACCCUGAGCACCCUUGGCACCCUCAGGAGUAGGAAAAGCUGGAGCCUGCUAAGAGCGUGGCCUGGGCCCACACUCGUGGGUGCCUGACCUGGACGCUGCUCCCUCUGCUGGUCCAUGUGCUCCAGACUCUCCAAUAGGUGGUCCACUUGGGCUUUGAUCUGGCUCAGCUCCCCCCUGAUGGAGUGCAGCUCCUUAGUUUGCACUGUUGGGAGAGGGGCCAGAGUUGGUGCCCCGCUGGGCCCAGGGGGCAGAGAGCAGUGCUGCCAGGGCUCCCAGGCCUGCCCUCACUGCUAGGGGCUGCCCACUCCUCCCUGUUGCUGCGGGUGAGGGCUGUGCCCCCUCACUCACACUUUAUCUGCCCUGGGGGCAGCUGGCUAUUCCUGGGGACCUUGUGGGGACUGAAGCUCCUCUUGACCCCCAUGCCCACGUGGGUCCUCCGGAUCUUGACAGGCACGCGUUUGAUGAGUGGAGGGAUCCUGUGGUAUUCAUACACCCUAUGGGGCAGGACAGAGAGGGACUUAGGCCAACCAGCCCCACCUGUUUGCCCAGAGGACCGAGAGGGCAGGACCCACCCACCUGUAGGGAACAUCUUCCCUGUACAGCUCGUAGUCCAGGUCAUAGUUACUGCAGCUGUGGAAGAGGCGAAUGGGGAAGGGGUCAGUGUCUAUGGCCGGAGUCUCUGCCCAGACUCCAGUUUAACUUGGGGAAACUGAGGUAUGCAGCUUUUCCUUAGAAUCACAGGGUUCUCCACCCAAAGAGCCCCUAGGCACUUGCCCAAGGUCACUUUGAGAGACCACAGCAAACCAGCUUCCCCUGGCUGGCCUCUGAUAAGGAGCACCUUCCCGUGGCUCCAGGUGGCAGGAAGGGGACAGUUGCCUGCAAGCUUCCAGCCAGCCAGAGUGGGGCCCUCCAAAGGCUCCUCUGCCUGACCCAGGCAGUACUGACGUUCUGGACCUUAGUCUGGCAAAGGAUGAAAGGGAGAGUUGUCAGGGCCCAAAGCCACGGUGGGGGUGUAAGAGCCUUUAAUCCUUGCGUGGGAAUCGUCAGGAUGCAGGGCCCAGCACUGGCAGGGCCAGGCAGGCAGGGUUAAAGCCGUGGCCAGGCCACCUACCCCUUUGCUCCAGGGAGAGAUGACGAGCCUGGAAAGUCCUGGGCUCUCACUGCCUGGCCUCACCUCCUUCUCUCAGGCACCAGGCACUCCAGGGAACUGGUGCCCAGGAAGAGUUGAGGGGAUCGGGGCAGAGGGACGACUGGGUCCUUGCCUGGGCAGGAAGGCUCUGUGGGGACACAGCUGCAAGAGCUUCAGGUUUCGUCUGG